AUGCAAUAAACUGAAAAAGCAAUACAAUAAACUAUUCAGACAAUUUACAGAAGAUAAUUGCCUGCCCAUCUUAUUAGUUUUUCUUCAACAGAGGGUAAAAAAUUGUUUCUGGAAAGUAUGAUGCAGGGAACUAUGGAAGACUAUUUCAAUUUAGCUGAGUAAUACACUACUCAAGCAGAGCCUGAAUAUUGUGGACCAGCUAGUUUAAUAAUGGUAUUAAAUGCCUUAAAUAUUGAUCCUUCAAAGCCUUGGAAAGGGAUAUGGAGAUGGUUCACUGAGGAAGUUCUUCAUUGCAGCACCAGUGAAAUGAUGAAGCAAGGGUUAAACCUUGAGUAGUUAACAAUGCUUGCAAGAUGCAACGGCUUACAUACCUAAACAUUUCGGCCACUGUUGGAUCCAAUAAAAGAUCCGCGUUUUGAAUUAAUUGACAAGGAUUUACUUGAUCAUAAGCAUCACGAUCACUCGAUAUCUAGUGAAAGCUGUUGCAGUAUGAUAGCAGAACAUUUGCCUAAUAAUCUCGAAGAUCACCCUUAUAAACUCUAUGGAUUUAAUGUCAAUCAAAAUAGCUUUCAAUAGCAAUUUCAUACUCACAAAGAUUCUGACAAAUCUCACCAUAGCCAACCACCUAUUCCUCUUGAUAGUGAGAUGGGUAAAAUGCUUCAUCAUAAUACUUCAGCUGCUUACAUCAAGAGAUUCGACUUAAAUUUUAUGAGAACAGCGAUCCUUUCCACAUCUAGAAGGUAAGGUCUGUAUUUAAUGGCCAAUAUAAGCAGAAAGACUUUACUUUAGACUGGAGAUGGCCACUUCACUCCUAUUGGUGGUUAUCACAUCUCCUCUGACAAAGUUUUGCUCUUUGAUACUGCACGAUAUAAAUAUCCACCUCAUUGGGUAGAUAUAAAUUCUCUCUUUGAAGCAACUUAGACGAUUGAUUCAGACACAAAUAAGCUGAGAGGCAUCAUCGCUUUCUCUUCUAAGUUAAAGCUUCAGUAAAUUCAACAGAAAAUCUUUUCUACUGUCACUGUAGAUUAUUAAGCUACAUAGCAUGCAUCAAAGUUACUUUGCCAAUAAUUCAGGCCAUAAAUUAUUGCGGAUAAUAUUGAAGGAUAUAAAGAGCAGUUUAAUUGCCAAUUGGGUAAUGCUUCAGACCUUGACUUAAAGUUAAAGUACAUUCUGAAUAUUCUAAAUGACAAAGAGAUUAGAAGCAUUUUCUUUGUUUAUUUCCAUGAAUUGAUCAAUCGUUUCGCUUUCGAAGACUAUAUUGCUUAUCACAGAAACGACUUAUUUUAUCUUUCAGAAUACUUCUAAAGUCUAGUUUACACUAUCAAACUACUACCCUCUGCUAUCUAUCUAAUGGAGCGAGAAGAGUAUUUCAAGGAUCAUGAGUUCAUUAAGAUGGCUCAAUCAUUUAUCCCAGGCUAUGAAACCUUAUUCUGUUCAAUGGUAUUGCACGCCUUACCAAAGUAAAUAUUCUAUCGACUGAGAAUUAGUGGAGACAAGGACAGUAAGAAUCAGAUGGAGGAGAACUUUUGGAAUCUGUUCUUAAAUGAGGAACUCCCUCCUAUCAUUCAAAAUGAAAUAAUGAUUAUCAGGUAUCAUCUAGAUAUUAAGAGUGAAUAUUGUCAUAUUUCUGACUACUCUGACACCUCAACUGAGCAUACCUUUAAUCAUUUCAAUACAUAGGCACAAAGUUCAUGA
Messenger RNA from Stylonychia lemnae, 1695 nucleotides. Lineage: Eukaryota; Ciliophora; Spirotrichea; Sporadotrichida; Oxytrichidae. The record is from the annotation of a GenBank genome assembly.